This is a messenger RNA of Pseudocercospora fijiensis CIRAD86, 2162 nucleotides long. RefSeq lists its product as uncharacterized. Gene Ontology annotation, biological process: carbohydrate metabolic process. Lineage: Eukaryota; Fungi; Ascomycota; Dothideomycetes; Mycosphaerellales; Mycosphaerellaceae. Gene Ontology annotation, molecular function: phosphotransferase activity, alcohol group as acceptor; kinase activity. Bases 174 to 2021 code for a protein of 615 amino acids. The record is from RefSeq and is a predicted model, not a curated record. The transcript has 3 exons.
AUUGGCGGAGUGACUUCAACUCAUCCUUUCCCUUCACGCGACUCACACAUUUCCCCCCGCCCCAUACUAACUGGCCUUGUCACCAGACAGACCGCUCGGAAAACAGAACACUUCCUCAGUUCACCGCAAGAACCCGAAAUCAAUCAUCUCUUUGAGGAACACAGCCUACCACGAUGUCAUCCUCAGGCUCGCUGCCAUACCGCAACCCUUCGCGUCAGCCCUCGAGGCAGCUGUCCGUUGAUCCGCACAAUGAGCUUCGCCCAGAAGUCAACCACUACAUUGGUAUCGAUGUCGGUACUGGAAGCGCUCGAGCAUGUAUCAUGAACGAGAAAGGCGACAUUGUAGGACUGGCCAGCGAGAACAUUGGUCUAUGGCAGCCAGAGACCGGAUACUACGAACAAUCAACCACGAACAUCUGGCGAUGCAUUUGCUCCUCAAUCCAGCGAGCCAUGUCCCAGCACAACGUCGAUCCCAACAGCAUCCGCGGCAUUGGCUUUGACGCUACUUGCUCGCUCACUGUUUUCAACGCUGAGACUGACGAGCCUGUGCCAGUCACUGGACCAAAGUUUGACAAUGCCGACGGCAAUGAUCGGAAUGUCAUUCUAUGGCUCGACCACCGUCCAGUAGAAGAGACGAAGAAGAUCAACGCAACCAACCACAACUUGCUGAGAUAUGUGGGUGGACAGAUGAGCAUUGAGAUGGAGAUCCCCAAGGUUCUCUGGCUCAAGAACAACAUGCCAAAGGAGCUGUUCGACAAGUGCAAAUUCUACGAUCUCGCCGACGCUCUGACCCACAUGGCUACGGGCAGCGACACGAGAAGUUUCUGCUCAGUCGUGUGUAAGCAAGGAUAUGUGCCAGUCGGUGUGGAUGGCAGUGUCAAGGGAUGGCAGGAAGACUUCCUCACCGAGAUCGGCCUCAAAGAUCUGUGCGAGGACAACUUCAAGCGUAUGGGAGGCGUUAAUGGGGUGAAUGGCCGAUACCUGGCCGCCGGUGAGCUCAUUGGCACUCUGUCCGAGAAGGCUGGUGCCGAUAUGGGCCUUCCAGCUGGCAUUGCUGUAGGAAGCGGUGUCAUUGACGCCUAUGCCGGCUGGAUUGGCACCGUGGGGGCUAAGGUCCGUCUCGAAGGCGAAUCCAUCGACGCAGACAAGCCCAAGAACGAUGUCUCGCAAGCUUUCACUCGUCUCGCAGCGGUCGCUGGAACCUCGACUUGCCACUUGGCCAUGUCACCGAAGCCGGUCUUCGUGAAUGGUGUUUGGGGCCCGUACCGCGACGUUCUGAUCCCAGAUUACUGGCUAGCUGAGGGUGGCCAGUCCGCUACUGGCGAGCUCUUGAAGCACGUUGUGGAGACGCAUCCUGCCUUCCAAGAAGCCAUGUCCAUCGCUGAAACGUUCAACGCAAACAUCUACGACUACCUGAACGAGCACUUGAACGAGAUGAAGGACAAGGUCGGCGCCUCAGAAGUCUCCUACCUUGGACGCCACUUCUUCUUCUACGGAGACCUUUUCGGAAAUCGCUCACCAGUCGCCGACCCAGAUAUGAAGGGCUCAAUCAUCGGACUGUCCAGCGACAAGAGCUUAGACGGACUUGCACUGUACUACUACGGCACCAUGGAGUUCAUCGCCCUCCAGACAUACCAAAUCAUCGAGCAAAUGAACAAGGCCGGUCACGUCAUUAGCAGCAUCUUCAUGUCUGGAUCACAGUGCCAGAACCCGAUCCUGAUGAGCUUGAUCGCAACCGCAUGUGACAUGCCAGUCCUGAUCCCUCGAUACGUUCACGCCGCCGUGGUGCAUGGUGCAGCCAUGCUUGGUGCCAAGGCAGCAUCCACCGACAAGGAUGGCAAGAGCGAGCCGCUGUGGGAUAUCAUGGACAGAAUGUCCAAGUCGGGUAAGGCGGUGUACCCGAACAAGAAUGAGGGCGAGAGGAAGCUCUUGGCUGCGAAAUAUAAGAUCUUCUUGAAGCAGUGCGAGGAGCAGCGUGAGCAUCGCAAGGCGAUUGACGAGGCGAUUGCUGGGUGGAAAUAAGGGAUGUAAUGUGAGGAUUCAUAAAAGCCGCGCAUAGAUAUAGAGUCUUCAUUUAUUAGAUUCCGCCGGCUACGAAGAUAGGAGGGGCAUGAUGUAUAGAUGAAAAGGACAAGGAAGCAUAACCACAAAAGCAAGUCAUUU